CCUAGAGGGGGCCAUCUUGCCAAACGACCGAUUCUCCCGUGAGGUGGAAAUGCGUUUUUUUUAUCGGUAUGGUGUAGGAAUUACUAACGCUAUCCGAGCUGCCGACGGGUGCAUCUAACGCGAUACGCUCACGCCAGCCCUCGUCCAUGGAAACCCGGGGCUGAUGCCGGCCGUGCAUCACUAGCAACACACCUAGCCGGCGAGCCUGUUUGGCGGUGGUUACGACAGGCAUGCAGACCUCCUCAGGCUAGUUGUGGCAGCUUAACCGCUUUGCAUUUAGUUCUAAAUAUUAUCCCACGAUGUGUAGAUAGCUAGCUAGCAGGCUAGGUACCGGCAUCGCUCCGGGAGAGAAGAGCAAUCAAUUGCCGGAGACCUUAACCAUCAGUUUUGUUUACUGAGUUGCUGCUGAGUUAGGGGAAACGGUGUGAGCUAGCUGUUACCGGCGUCUGGACCAAUAAAGGGAACACUAAUGCAGCCUAUAACAUACACGGCAAAUCCCAGCCAGCGGUAUUAAAGAGCGGUGUAUAAAGUUCUCCGCCAGCCUACACCUCAAUCCCCAUUCCGGGAAUUAGCAAGUAAAAUAACGACAGCAACGCAAGGAUGUUGCAUGUGUUGUUUUGCGGCGCUGUGGUUUUCCCUGGACUCUUCGUCGUCUUCAGGAAAGUACUCCCGUCCAUUUUCAAACAGUGGACAGAUGCCGACGUGGUCCUGGUCAGCGAGAGGCUGGUGUCCUCCAUCCACGCCAUCAUGGCCACCACGGCCGGCUUUAUCGUGGUGUCGUCCUGCAAUGAUGUCAUAAUGGACAGGCACUGGCUGGCUACCUACUUCGUGGUGUGGUACGGCGUGCCCUACAUGACGUACGACAUUUUCGCCAUGUAUCUAAGCCACUACUACCGCUUCCGGGUCAAAGGUCACGAGGAGUACAAGGAGCACUCCUUCCGAACGUUCAGACUGUUUGUCCGCCGAGAGUUUCUGCUGGUCCUUCAUCAUAUCGCCCUGCUGACCAUUCUCCUGCCCAUCACGCUGUUCUACAGGAAUGACCAGGGGGACUACUUCAUCGGCUGCCUGUUCCUAACGGAGUUCAGCACUCCCUUUGUCUCGCUGGGCAAGAUCCUGAUCCAGCUGGGGCUGCAGGACUGCUGGCUGCACAAGGCCAACGGCGUGAUGGUGCUGCUCAGCUUCUUCUCGUGCCGCAUCGCGCUCUUCCCCUACAUGUACUGGGCGUACGGGCGGCGCUACGGCCUCCCUCUCCACAGCGUGCCCUUCCACCUGUCCCUCGCCUGCAACCUGGGCAACCUCUGCAUCCUGGCGCCGCAGGUGUACUGGUUCGUUCUGCUGUGCCGGAAGGGCUACCGGCUCUACCAGCGGCAGGGAAAGGCGCGGGACUCUCCCGCCGUCGCGGACGGCGCCAAGGCAGACUAGCGCACCUCGCCGCCGGCGAAGGCACCACAACUACUACUGCUACUACUACUACGGCUACUACUACUACAAAAUGCAGCUACUGCUCCUACCACACCUACUGCUAGUACUGUUACUGCUGACGCUCCUCCUGCUGUUACCUCCACCCCCCUCUCCUGCUGUCACUGUUUCCUCCUCCUCCUGCUGUGGGCUUCUUCCUGUAGACUGGGUUCGCGGCCUCGCUUUCACAGCACCGGAGGGCUCUGACCGGCGGGGGAAAUGCGCAAAGGAACCGAAAGCCACAGGCCCUCUGAAAGGGGCUUUCUCUCACCGCACGUGAAACCGUUUCUCAUUCAGGGGAGCCUCCCGUCUCUGCGUACGGGGCUGUGGAAAGGAGAACGAGUGCCGGGUUCACGUCUGCAUUGUUUUUUUUUUUUUAAUUUGACAGGGGGGAGACCGUCUGGCUUGGUUGGUUCCGUUUUAGUUGAUCUGCUCGUGGUCUGUGAUUUGCGUGAGGACGUGCGGGACGUGACCCGCUCUCCCUUGCUGCGCUCCGGUUACACUCCCCCACCCCCCAGUCACCCCGCCCCCUGCCUAACUGAAGGCGCCCCGCCUCACGCCCCCGCUGCCCCCGGCAGGUCGCAGCUGGUGUCCUGAAAGAGCCAUUCGCACCACACAUCCUCACCAGCACCACCACACGAGCCCACGAAUGUGAGUCACCCCACAGUCCACAGUCCGUCGCCGCCCCCCCUUCUCGGCCGUCGC
Messenger RNA from Megalops cyprinoides (Indo-Pacific tarpon), 2163 nucleotides. RefSeq names its product TLC domain-containing protein 3A-like. NCBI's taxonomy places the organism in Eukaryota, Metazoa, Chordata, Actinopteri, Elopiformes, Megalopidae. The record is from RefSeq and is a predicted model, not a curated record. Gene Ontology annotation, cellular component: membrane; endoplasmic reticulum. The transcript has 5 exons. The coding region runs from base 601 to 1422 and encodes 273 amino acids. Gene Ontology annotation, biological process: lipid homeostasis.